This is a messenger RNA of Botrytis sinoallii, 681 nucleotides long. RefSeq lists its product as uncharacterized. The transcript is spliced from 2 exons. The record is from RefSeq and is a predicted model, not a curated record. NCBI's taxonomy places the organism in Eukaryota, Fungi, Ascomycota, Leotiomycetes, Helotiales, Sclerotiniaceae. Bases 1 to 681 code for a protein of 226 amino acids.
AUGAAGAAGUCACCCCACCAUUCAACUUCCAAUCACAGCACAGAUCGUACACGCAAAGCUUAUAGAGUCGAUUCCAGCUCAUCUCAUGGAGAUGGCAAUAUAUCGGAUUCGUCUACUACAGCAAUUUUAAGUAAUGGGAACAAGAGGCACGAUCCAAGUGGAAGACACAAGAAAAAGAUAUAUGCGAUCGGGUCAGGUAAACGAAAUCAAGAGACUAGUAGUACUUCUAGAAAGAAAGAAGAGAAACCCCGAACCUCCAAUCAUCCCUACAGUCAGAUCAUAACACCCGAUCAAAAAGCCCAUGAAGAAAAACAAAGGUCCUCCAAACGCACAGAAUAUCCCGCCGAUCCUAUUACGCUAGUUCGACAGGAUUGGAGCACCGGUGAUACGUGGGCACCCUGGCUUCGAGAAAUCGAGGACCUUGGAAAGCUGGCUCAGGAUGUCGGUGAUAUCAAGAAACAAGGUUUGACACCAUGGAAGGCCAACAAGGAGUUAGAUGAGCUUAUGAAAAGGAAAGGCCAUCUCCUCAAAAAGACCAACAGUUCCUCAGAAGCAGAUGUCCCCGAAAAUAAACGUUUAUGUAAUUUGGUUGAUCUUAAGAUUGUUACAAUGAUCUUAAUGCGUUCAAAUCAUCAUAAUCUUACUGAAUCCAAAUACACAUUUUACGUUAAGGUCACAUAA